AUGAAAAUAGUGGGACAUGCCGAGCGUUUGAAUUAUUUCAUCGACCGUCAAGAUGGCGACGGUGGCAUUUUGGAACACAUUGCCCAGCAACCACAAAAUGAUUUUGAGGCCAAAACGCGAAGAGCCAGGAUACGACGGAAAUUGCGCAUUGUGCUGCCCCAUGUUGGCCUUGUGUUUCUGUCUACAGCUUAUACACUUCUCGGUGCUGCGAUUUUUCAUCAUUUUGAAAUGCCUUACGAGGUGCACAUUCGAAAUCAGACGGCGCAUCGCAUCGAACUCCUGAAACAAAGGAUUAUCGACAAUCUGUGGAUGUUAGCUCACGAAGGAAACGAUACUGGCGAAGUGACGUUUGAAAGCUGGUCAAAAAUCGCGCACCUCGGGAUGAAUGAUGUGAUACGGGACGUUUUCAUUGACUACACAAAGAAUUACAUGACGCCAGACGACAUAAUUAAAGGUGCUGGACCGGUGAAGUGGUCAUUCGGUUCCAGCAUAUUUUUUUCAUGGACUGCUAUUACCACCAUCGGCAAGCUCUAUUUUUAUAGCAGUUUAGCUAAUUUUUCGCAUUCGUACGUCAUUGCACUGACACUUUACAAUGCAAAUUUUGCUUGUGGGACAUAUAUUUUUGGCCAUCCUUUAGGCUAUGGACAUAUUGUGCCAAGGACCGGUGAAGGUCGUAUUGCAUGUCUAAUGUACGCAUUAUUAGGUAUUCCAUUGAUACUUGUUACAAUUGCUGAUAUGGGACGAUUUCUCUCAGGUGGUAUAAUCUGGAUUCACUAUAUGAUGAGGUUAUUGCGCUUGGAGAUGUUCAAGAGAUGCAUGCAAAUUUGUAUAUACUGUUGCAGGUGCCUUCCCGUUUUUAGGAAAACGAAAACCCAGCAAAAGGCAGUUUCUGUGAAUGAUAUUGCCGCUAGCAAAAGGAUACGGCGACGAAGACAAAAUCAUAUUGAUACGAUUUCUGAAGCUGGCACAUUUGAAGGUUCAUUUGCCCACUGA
Molecule: messenger RNA, 993 nt
Organism: Gongylonema pulchrum
Lineage: Eukaryota; Metazoa; Nematoda; Chromadorea; Rhabditida; Gongylonematidae
Source: the annotation of a GenBank genome assembly